AUGUCUGGCACUGAGGAAGUCAAAGAACAAGCAGAAGUUGUAAUGGAGGAUGUUGACAAGUCUCUGCCGACAAAACAACAGGAAGAGGAAGCCGUCAGAAAGAAAUAUGGAGGAAUAUUGCCCAAGAAACCACCACUAAUUUCCAAGGAUCAUGAGCGCGCCUAUUUUGACUCGGCUGAUUGGGCUUUGGGAAAGCAAGGUGUAGAGAAGCCCAAAGGACCACUUGAGGCUCUCCGACCAAAAUUACAGCCAACACAACAGCAAACACGAUACCGCAAAUCUCCUUAUGCUCCAUCAGGAGAAGAAGUUCUCAUUGAUAUUUCAGAAAUGCAAAUGCCUCAAAUAGUAGGAAAGAUUUCCUGGACGCUGGCCGUCCCCUCCGCUCAGCACCAGAGCCGAGGAGAACCACGGUGGAAAUGUCGAGAUCCUCCACUCCAAACCCCAAAACCGGAGAAAUUGAAGCCACCGCCCACAUUUGAAGAAAAGCCGAGGACCGCCAACGCAGACAAUCCCGGGAUUCGCCGCCCGCCACUCCGUCCAAGCGCCAUGACCAAGGUGAGACCUAGAUCCACGACGAGCAGCAUCUCCUCCCCGGCGAAGAAGCCCACCUCCAUUCGGUUAUUCUCUAGACAACGGGUUUGA
Messenger RNA from Striga hermonthica, 642 nucleotides. The record is from the annotation of a GenBank genome assembly. NCBI's taxonomy places the organism in Eukaryota, Viridiplantae, Streptophyta, Magnoliopsida, Lamiales, Orobanchaceae.